Messenger RNA from Ictalurus punctatus (channel catfish), 1721 nucleotides. Its product is annotated as interferon-induced protein with tetratricopeptide repeats 5. Gene Ontology annotation, molecular function: protein binding. Lineage: Eukaryota; Metazoa; Chordata; Actinopteri; Siluriformes; Ictaluridae. Gene Ontology annotation, biological process: defense response to virus. Gene Ontology annotation, cellular component: cytosol. The transcript has 2 exons. The record is from RefSeq and is a predicted model, not a curated record. Bases 340 to 1365 code for a protein of 341 amino acids.
AGCGGGCGACUUUUUUCAUUUCAGAUUAAAUUCAUUUUCAUAUGUAUGUACAAUAGUUUUAGAAAGUACACCUUGACUCCAGUAGUCUGUUCCGUUCGCUACGAAAAUAAUACAUUGUUUUGUCUCUUUAAACACACGCCCAUAGCCUCCCUAGCUUUCGAUUUCGACCUGAUUUGGACUGGUAUGUUUGUCACUUCCUCAUAUUCCUCCACGUAAUGUUUUCCUCAGCCACACGUUAACGAGCCGCCUGAAUUUUUUCCCCGAAUCCACUGAGACGAUCACAAUGAGUUUAACAGAAGCCACACUUCAGAUGGGAAUCUGGCCUGGCUUCAGUACCACAUGAAGUGCUUUAAUGAAUGUGAGAGUUACCUGGAGAAGCUUAGAAGUAUUGCACAGAAUUUCCCCGAGUCUGCUUUGGGUCAUCAUCCUGAAGUGCUUGGAGAAAAGGCCUGGGCCUUCUUCAAGUUCUCUCGCAAGUACUACAACCAGGCUAAAGAGUGCUUUGAGAAGGCUUUGGAGCUAGAGCCCAUGAAUGCUGAGUGGAAUUGUGGUUAUGCCUUUGUUCUCCACAGACUAGAAACAAAGUCCUCCGGUGUAACCGACUCUCCAACAGUUAAACAACUGCGGCGGGCCUUAGACACAAAUUCGGAAAAUGAUGAGCUUAAAGCCAUCCUAGCAGUCAAGCUUGCUCAGACCACGGAGUACGAUGAAGGGGAGAGAUUAAUGGAAGAAGCUCUGGAGGGUUCUCCAAAUGCUCCUAAUGUCAUUCGAUAUGUGGGUAAAUUUUUGAGGACCUAUGGUGAUGUAGAGAGGUCCAUCGCCCUUCUAAAAAGAGCUUUAGAGAAGUCACCCGCAUCUGCUUUCAUACACCAUCAGCUGGCUCUCUGCUACAAGAGAAAAACAACUUCUUUGCAACGUGAAGGAAGUCAAAACUCUCAUAGUUCUGGUGCUGAGAUUCAGAGGCUUCGCAGUCAGUGCAUUUAUCAUUUAGACAAGGCGACAGAACUGAAACCUGGCUUUAUUAUAGCUAUGACUGAGCUGGCAAUUCAGUACAGCGAGGAUGGGAAACUUGAUCGUGCGGAAGAGAUGUUUCAGCAAACUCUCCAGACAGCUGAAGAGAAAAAUGAAGGCCAACAACAAGUGUAUCUGAGUUAUGCACAGUUUCUGCAGUACAGAAGGAGAGACCUACCCGAAGCCAUCACUUAUUACAUGGAAUGUCUGAAGAUAGACGAAGACACAAUAAAUGGGCAGAAAAGUGCUAAACAUCUGAACAAGAUUAAUGAUAGACGUUCAUCUAAAAGCCCUGGGAGUGGAAGAGCUCAGAGGACCUUUGUAAGGAAAGAGGAGAGAAAUGCAGGGCCGUAGAGAGAUGAGAAAAUUCUGCAAAAUAUUCACAAACAUUUUUGAAUAUCUUAAUAUUUUGUGUAUGCUGAGGCUGUCUUUAUAACAGUGUAAUUUCAGAGUUCAACAAAAAAAAAUGAAAGGCAACACUAAUUUUUCUUUUUAACAGACACAGUCAGAUGGGCAGUAUUAAACAUGUACACUUUAUUACUUUAACAGAAAUAAAUGUUCAUUCAAGAUAACAGCAUUGGAUCAGUACAGAAGAUUUGUUUCACUGGGCUAAGCUUUUAUUAAUCAUAAUUUAGUUUGAAACAGGUUUAUUGUAAAAGACUUUGUAACUCUUUAUUCUCUCAUAAAAUAAAGAUGAUAUGUAAAACUAG